UGUUUAAUUCUUCUCUCUGUUGUUACUGCGUCAUUCAUGUGUUGUUCAUUUCAUGAAAUAUUUUCAUCGUAGUUUCUCGCGUUACGUUGUAAUUUCUCUUAAUUACUAGUUUUCAAUUUUGUGAUAAAAUUGUGCGUUGAACAGUUAUAUUGUACAAGAUGGCUACAGUGAUUUACUUUGAAAAUCGCCUCGUGUCGAACAUCGACUGUGCAAAUGUUUCUGAUAUAAAGAACGUUGUUUCGUCACAAUAUGAUGUUCCUACUGAAGAUUUAUACGUUUUAAUUAAUGGUAAGAGGGUUUUUGAUGAAUCCCACGUGCAAAACAGUAAUAACGUGGUCAGAGUCUUCACGAAAUUGGUCGGAGGGAAAGGUGGCUUCGGCUCUAUGUUGCGCGCCAUUGGCGCUCAGAUUGAAAAAACCACAAACAGAGAAGCUUGUAGAGAUCUUUCUGGAAGGCGAUUACGUGAUAUUAACGAGGAGAAAAGGCUCCGAAAGUGGCUGGAAGGCCAAGAGGAGCGCGAGCGUGAGGCCUUUGAGAGGAAGCAGAAAAAGUUGGAAAGGUUGGUCGCUGAACCAAAAAUUAAAGUUGAUCUGAAUCCAACAUACGUAAAAGAGUGUGAAGAACUACCAGAACGAGUGAGUGCCGCUGUGGAUGCCGGUUGGCAGGCGGCUGGAUCGUCGAAAGAAGGCUUAAAAAGAAAAUUAAAUGAGUCUGAUAACAAAAACAAGAAGAAAGCCAAGUUAUGGAUAGAUGCUGACUUUUCAGACUGUUCGUCUUUAAGCGAGGACGAGGAUGAAGAGUGCAAGUCAUCUGUGACCCAAACGGUGUUGACGGACAGCGGAAAUGAGUCCGAUAGAAUAUCGGAAAGUAGCAAAUCGUAAACAUACACAUAAUGUUAAAGUUUAGAAUAACAUAACAUUGUAAUGGUAGUAUUGGAUAUACCAAUGUAGAUAAUAACUAUCAAUUAUGAUGAAAACAAAAAUGUAAUAACUCACUGAAUUGAUCUCUUUUUAUCAUCUGUAUGUAACAAUUUUGUACACAUUAGUAAAUUUGAGUAGUUUUUUUUUUUGUAAAAAUUAGUACAACCUAUGUGACUUAUAGUUUUUGUCUUAGUUUUUAUAUGAAUUAAUAAAAAUCGUAUGUCUAAUGUACAGCACCACUCUUUUUUCAUUGUGAUAUUGGUUAAACUUGUAAGUAAUUGCUGCUUUACUCCUGCAAUGUCCUGAAAUCUUAAUUCUUUUGAAUAAUGUAAAUAAUAACAUUUAGAAAUUUCUUUAAACUAUUGAUCUUAGUAUUCAACUUUUGAUCUGUCAUAUUAAACCAUUAUUGUUUAAAGCUUGCUUUGUAUCAUAAUAUCAAGACUUCGGGGUGAUCAGCACCAAACUCUUCGUUAACUUUUCCGAGAUAUUGAUAUUUUGGUAUUGAGAUCAGCGCCUCAAUCAUGACUAUUUUGCCAUAUCUAAUAAAGUUAAUAUCCCAUUUUAAGUCUUAAUAAUAGUGUUAAUUUUUUUUAAGUCUUAAAUUUGUGUAUUUUUAAUGGCUAUUUCAUUCAAACAAGUAUCUUUUCUCUUUACCCUUGAGUUACUUUUUUUUAAUUUGUUAAUAUUGAAAUUAUGCUAAUCAAAAAUUGUUGUUAAUUAGUAGUUUCAAUUAAGUUCUCAAGUAUAUGUUUAGGUAUUGUAUUUAACUUUUAGUGGAAUAUUUUUUGUAAGUUUCGAGUAUUAAGAAUCCAAAAAAUUGUAAAUAAUUAAAAAUGUAAUAAUUUUUAGGCAUUUAGGGGUAGGAGAAAAAUGUAAAAAUUAUUGUAUAGUUAGUUGUUAGUUAUUGCAGGUUUAUUUAACACUUAACUAUAAAGGCUAGACUAGUUUACUUUAUUAUCUUUAUUUUUAAAACAUUUACAAGUUUUAAUAAACAAAUAUCAAGUCUUAGACCAUUUUUGUACUGAAAAAUACUGCCAUUUCAUUGAAUUACAUGAAAUUUUUGUGAUUUAUAAAAAUAAAUAAUAAUUAUUUUAAAAA
Melitaea cinxia (Glanville fritillary) is the source of this 2018-nucleotide messenger RNA. RefSeq names its product replication stress response regulator SDE2. The record is from RefSeq and is a predicted model, not a curated record. The transcript has a single exon. Lineage: Eukaryota; Metazoa; Arthropoda; Insecta; Lepidoptera; Nymphalidae. Gene Ontology annotation, cellular component: nucleus. The coding region runs from base 159 to 881 and encodes 240 amino acids.